AUGGAUAAUGACAAUGAUUUCACAUUUUGCCAGGUUGGAUUACCUGUUGAUCAAAAUGGACUCGAGGUGAAGAAUCUUGUAUCGGAUAUUGAUUGUAUAAGUAUUAAAGAUGGAUUUUUAAAUAGCACUGUUAGUAAUCAGGGUGUUGCUGGUAUUGCACGGAGAGAUAGUUUGCCUAAUGAUGUUGGUUCCAAGAAUGAGAGAACUGUCGGUUCUUUGUCUUUCAAUGUUAUCGAUGCAUCGGCUCCAGGACAGUCUAGUGGAAUGUCUAGACAAGUGUCAUCUGGAAAUACUGGAACUUCAGCUAAGAAAUCUGAAGGAAAAAAAGUUUCCGUUAGGAAGCCUGUGGCUCGAGCUAAGGUUCCAUUUGAGAAAGGGUAUAGCCAAAUGGAUUGGCUUAAACUUACUCAAACUCAUCCUGAUCUUGCAGGAUUGAAGGGACAGUCAAACAAGAGGCUUAUUUCAAUGGAUGAAGUUAAACAACACCAAACAGAAGGAUCUAUGUGGACUGUUUUAAAAGGUCGUGUGUACAAUCUGUCUCCAUACCUGAAGUUUCAUCCAGGAGGUGUUGAUAUGCUGAUGAAGGCAGUAGGAAAAGACUACAAAUACCAUGCGUGGGUGAAUGCUGAAUUCUUGCUGGAGAAGUGCCUUGUGGGCACUUUGGAUGUAGAAAUAAAAUUUGACAUUGUUGAUAUGAUAAAUAAUAAUGUUAUUACACUUCUUUAUGAAAUUGCCUUUGAUGCUGUUGGGAUGGUGUAA
Messenger RNA from Dovyalis caffra, 759 nucleotides. Lineage: Eukaryota; Viridiplantae; Streptophyta; Magnoliopsida; Malpighiales; Salicaceae. The record is from the annotation of a GenBank genome assembly.